UUUGGAAAUUUCCCCAGCCUGUAAAUUUCUGCACAGAACUGAUGUUACAGUAGGCGGGAGCGAGGGUUUGAUGACUAAGACUCUACUCUGUAUAAAUACAACAUCUACAACCCCAACCAGCAGCACAGUUCAGACAGGCAGCAACAGGGACCAACUUCCAAAACACAGAAGACAUCACUGAAGUGGAAACUUUGCCGAUCUUCUGAGAUUUUUUUUUUCUUUUGACUUUGGUUCAUACGUGAUUUUCUGUCUUUGAAGUUAGUUUUUGCAUUUUUGUUGCAUUUUGUGCCGCAGCAGAGCUCGCCAUGAGGUGCUGUGCGUUAGUGGUGUGUUUACUUUUGGGAAUAGGCGUGCAGAACGGAUGGAGCCGUCCUGUCAAGUCGGUCCUUGUCACCUCCCCAGGGAACAUCGUCAAAAAGGUGGCAGAUGUGGAGCUGGCACAAAGUUAUCUGAAAAAGUUUGGUUACAUGGUGACGGAGCAGCGCAGUGGCUUCAAGUCCAAGGUGUCCAUAGCAAAGGCUCUGAAGAUGAUGCAGAGACAGAUGGGUCUGAAGGAGACUGGAAAACUGGACAAGCCGACACUGAAUGCCAUGAAGCAACCUCGCUGUGGUGUUCCUGAUGUGGCUAAUUACGUCGUAUAUGGCGGGGUACACAAAUGGGACCAUAACAAUAUUACAUACAGGAUCCUGAACUAUUCUCUUGAUAUGGAAAGGACUGUGAUUGAUGAUGUCUUUGCAAGAGCCUUCAAGGUGUGGAGUGAUGUCACUCCUCUGACAUUUACCCGCCUUCUUCAAGGCGAUGCAGACAUCAUGAUCUCCUUUGAAACAGGUGACCACGGGGACCCAUACCCCUUUGACGGUAAGGAUGGCGAUCUAGCUCACGCCUUUUCUCCUGGUGUGGGCAUUGACAGGGAAGCCCACUUUGACAAUGAUGAAUACUGGACUCUAGGAAAAGGAAAAGUGGUGAAGACUUACGCUGGCAAUGCGGGAGGUGCCAUAUGUCACUUCCCCUUCACUUUCCAUGGGAGAUCGUACACCACCUGCAUCACUGAAGGUGCAAACAACAGCAUACCCUGGUGUGCAACCACAGCCGAUUACGACACAGACAAGAAAUACGGCCUCUGCCCAACUGAACUCUUGUUCACAUUUGACGGAAACGCGAAUGGAGCCCCCUGUGUCUACCCCUUCAUCUUCCAGGGUAAGAUGUAUAAGAGCUGCACCACCGACGGUCGCACCGACGGAAAACGCUGGUGUGCCACCACUAGCAACUAUGACACAGACGGGAUAUAUGGCAUCUGUCCCAAACGUGACACUGCUGUAAUUGGAGGAACCUCGGAUGGAGAUGCCUGCCACUUUCCUUUUGUGUUCCGGGGCAAGGAAUACCACUCAUGUACUAGUGACGGUUUAGUAGGCAGCAAAUUGUGGUGUGCCACCACAGAUAACUUUGAUAGAGACAAGAAAUUUGGCUACUGUCCCAACCGUGACACUACCGUAAUUGUGACAAGCUUAAAUGGAGAUCCCUGCCACUUUCCUUUUGUAUUUCGGGGGACGCUAUACUACCAAUGUACGAAUGACGGGAGGACAGACUUCAGAUUGUGGUGUGCCACCACUGGCAACUAUGAUAGAGACCAGAGAGGGGGUUUAUGUCCUGACCUGGGUAUUAGCCUGUUCCUGGUGGCUGCCCACGAGUUCGGACACUCCCUGGGUUUGGAUCACUCCAACAUUAGAGGAGCUCUCAUGUACCCUUCGUACAGCUAUGUGGAGGAUUUCUCCCUGGAUCAGGACGACAUUGAUGGUAUUCAGUACCUCUACGGAAAUAAAACAGGCCCUGGUCCUACUCUCAACGCCACAGUAAUACCUAAUCCGACUAGUUCAUCUGUUGUGACAGUGUCACCAAUUGUAGAUCCCACCAAAGACCCCUGCAAGAUGCUCAAGUUUGACACCAUCACUGUGAUUCAGAAACAUCUGCAUUUCUUCAAAGAUGGGUAUUUCUGGAAGGUAUCAAGCAAGACAGACAGAGGUCGAAAGGGACCAUUUUCCAUUUCUCAGAGUUGGCCAGCUCUACCUGCUGUCAUUGACUCUGCCUUUGAGGAUGUUCAGACCACAAAAAUAUACUUCUUUUCAGGAAGCAGGUUCUGGGUGUACACAGGAAGCAGUGUGCUAGGUCCCCACAGUAUUGAGAAGCUUGGUUUGCCCCCAAGUGUACAGAAGGUGGAGGGAGCGCUACAGAGAGGGAAGAGCAAAGUGCUUCUCUUCAGUGGAGAAAACUUUUGGAGGUUUGAUCUCAAGACCCAAAUGAUUGACAAAGGAUACCCCAAAUAUACCAGAGCCAGCUUUGGAGGUGUCCCUAAUGAUGCUCAUGAUGUGUUCAAGCAAAAAGGCAACAUUUACUUCUGCAGAGAUCUUUUCUACUGGCGCCUGAAUUCUGGCAGGGUGGUGGACCACACCGGCAAUGUGAAGUACGAUCUUCUGAAAUGCCCAAAAUAAUCAAGAAAUAACAACUGAGAUACAUGCACAGAUGGGCAGUGAGGCUGGAGCAACCAAAUGUUUCUUUGUGCAGGUGUCUGAAAGAAUGUGAUGCAGUGUUUGUUCAUCAUGCCUUUUGUAUGAUGUAUGUGCUUUAUGCAAUGUGAACGACUAACUUCUGUUGAAUUUGGCUGAUUAUUACUCAUACAGCAUUGGACUGAAUGCAAGUCAAAGGCCCAGAAGGCAAACAACCAUUGUUUGCACUCAGUCUAACAUGCUGUGAACUGAUGACCAUAGUGGCCUAUAAUUUGAGACCCAUACAAGUAAAUUCAACACAUGCUUUCUGGGUAAAACUCUGGAUUUGCAGAUGAAAUUUCAUGUCUGUCUGGUUCAGACCCUUGUCAGUAUUCAAAUAUUUAUUUUGGUAUUCAUAACAAUAUCUAAAAUUAUUAUUUUAUGCCAUGAGCCUAUUUGUUUUGUGUGGUUUUAUGAGUUUUUCUGAAAAUGGUUUCAAAGCCAUAAACUGCACUGGAAGACAUUCUGUGUCUCCUUAAUUAAAAUUAUUUAUAAAACUAAUAAUUUUGUACAAAUAUUCCAGCUUUCAAUUCAAUAAAAAUUAUGUGAGAACAUUC
Molecule: messenger RNA, 3097 nt
Organism: Poecilia latipinna (sailfin molly)
Lineage: Eukaryota; Metazoa; Chordata; Actinopteri; Cyprinodontiformes; Poeciliidae
Product: matrix metalloproteinase-9-like
Exons: 14
Coding region: 306-2486 (726 amino acids)
Biological process (GO): proteolysis; collagen catabolic process; extracellular matrix organization
Cellular component (GO): extracellular matrix
Molecular function (GO): zinc ion binding; metalloendopeptidase activity
Source: RefSeq, a predicted model, not a curated record